AAGAUGAAAAAAACCACGGGAGGGCAGCUGGUGGCGGAGAGUUACACAGGGCUUGCGGGCCUGAAAAUGAAUUGUAGCUGCUGUGUGCAAAGGGAGUGUGGACGCUAGGUGUGUGGACGGAAGGGAGCCAGCAAGAAGGUUACAACAGGUCAGGAAUAAAUAACCAGCAGGCGGAGGGUCCCGGAUUCCGUCCUGCCUUUUGUUGGGUGAAGAGCGCCAGGCAAACGCGUUCACCUUGGCGUUGGAAGGAAGCGAUCGGACCGUCCACCGCCGGCCGCAGCCCCGGUGGUACAGACAUGGAUGGGAAGAAAUGCAGCGUGUGGAUGUUUCUACCUCUUGUAUUCACUUUGUUCACUUCAGCUGGCUUAUGGAUAGUGUACUUUAUAGCUGUGGAAGAUGACAAAAUUUUGCCAUUAAAUUCAGCUGCAAGGAAAUCUGGUGCGAAGCAUGCCCCAUACAUCAGUUUUGCAGGCGACGAUCCUCCCGCGAGCUGUGUGUUCAGUCAAGUCAUGAACAUGGCUGCCUUCCUAGCCCUUGUGGUAGCCGUUCUGCGCUUCAUCCAGCUGAAACCAAAGGUUUUAAACCCAUGGCUGAAUAUUAGCGGAUUGGUGGCGCUGUGUCUGGCUUCCUUUGGAAUGACCUUACUUGGUAAUUUCCAGCUCACAAAUGAUGAAGAAAUCCACAACGUGGGGACAUCUUUGACCUUUGGGUUUGGCACACUGACCUGCUGGAUACAGGCUGCUUUGACACUCAAAGUCAAUAUCAAGAAUGAAGGACGGAGAGUGGGAAUUCCACGAGUCAUCCUGUCAGCUGUUAUCACUCUCUGUGUAGUCCUGUACUUCAUCCUCAUGGCCCAAGAUAUCCACAUGUACGCAGCCAGGGUCCAGUGGGGCCUGGUCAUGUGCUUCCUGUCUUACUUCGGCACCCUGGCUGUGGAGUUCCGGCACUACCGCUAUGAGAUUGUGUGCUCCGAGUACCAGGAGAACUUCCUGAGCUUCUCAGAGAGCCUGUCAGAAGCUUCUGAAUAUCAAACCGACCAGGUGUAACCCAUCAGUUUGUCCUUGGGGGUGCGGUGGGUGUGGCAACAGGGGAGGGGCCAGGAGGAUACGCUCACGGGACUGGACACAUCGCCUCAUGACACGUUUCACACACAUGGACACAUAUUCGUGGCCCCAUCUGUCAAGAGAGCUUUUCGGGGCAGGUUAUUCCUUUCAUGAACCAGCACAAGCCCUCAUGUGGGGAAAUACACGCUGUCACACUGGACAUAUAUGCACGACAGAGCCAGGAGCUUGUACAUGAUCCCCUCCCGAUCCCGCCCUCCCGGUAUGCCUUCUUCUCAUCGUUUUCAGGUUUCGAACCUGGCAUCUUCCUCCAGCAGAGUACGGCGGGCAGAAUGUAACGUAAGAGUGAUACCAACUCCCUAAGUCGCCCUCGGGUCGGAAGGGCCUGGAGUGAGCUUGUGGGGAGCUGUGGCUCUGGGACCAAUAUUCUUGAGUGGAUUCCGGAGUAGCAUCUGUCGGGAUGCCCACUACCGAAGCCGCGACUGUGGCCCAGGAGAGGCGUGGGUAGAGCGUUCCGCGAAGCUGCCUUCGCCACUGUUCAGCGGUUGGUUUUGUGGAUCCAGUGAAAGGAACACGCAGCAGAGAGAGAGUGGGAGAGAGGCCCACCAUCGGUGUUUGGACUUGACUCACUCUGCCUGAGGAAGAUCUCCAGAUGUGAAUGCACAGGGAUUGUCUGCCGCGUAUGGUACGAGGCACAGCUGAGAGGGCACGGUAUAGUUUUUGCUUCCACGCCGGGUCAUGCACAAUUCUGGUUUUAUGGCUCAUGGCUUGCCAUUUUCUUUUUUUUUAAUGCAACUCUCAUGGCUGUCCGUAGGCCUCACGGACAAAUAAGUGAACCAAGGAAGAACCUUGUCUUGGAUUCAGUUAUGACAGGGGGUCAUACCUACAGACUUACCUUUGAAGGGGAAAAAAAAAGGAUUCUGGAAGAAGCACAAAGAAACCUGCAUGGGGGUGGGGGUGAUGAGGUAUGAGGCCACCUGUGGGCUUUGAGGAAUGAUGGAUGGGAGGUUAGAACUUUUGCUGUAAAUCAAGCCAGGGGAGGCUUUCAUAUACAUGUGUUCCCCAAAUCUUAUAGUCCGGGGACUGAGGAGUUUUCAAACUUGGAAUUUAUAGAAACUAAUUAAAAUAUUGUCCUCCCCAAAACCACAUUGGCACAAAUAGAGGCAAUGAAUCUCUCAUCUCUACAAGUUCAGACGUGAGAUGGUAAAUGAACAAGUUCAAGGCCAUUCUAGAUCCCUUGUGUCAACCGAAUGUGCCAAGUGCACCAUCACCACCACCCCGACCAAGUGCACUGUUUCAAGAAGUCCCCAAAUUCAGAGUGGCCUGGGGUAUCCCAGGACAAAAUGUGAAGAAUGCUAUUUUGUAAAUUCAACCCAAAGUGUAGCUUCCCAAGGAGGGGGUCCAAAUGUUGUUUCAUCUAAAUCUCCACCCCCAGCACAGUGCCUGGCACACAGGAAGUGCUCAGUAAAUGUCCACUGAAUAGGUUGUUUACAAGUGGAGGUAAGGAGUAUCAAAGAGAUUCGAAAAUGAGUGACAGAGAAUGGAAGCUGUCUCAAGUGGGUUAGGAGAGGAAGAGAUCCGGGUGGCGCUCCUCAACGGUGAUCGUGAGGGGCCUCAGCAGAGUGUUCUCUUAUUAAAAAGGCACCUACUGUAAAUAGUACAGGGUGACCUCUCGGUUUUAAAACUGCUUUGGGCUUCUUUCUUUUUUAUAUUUUAAAGAUUUUAUCAAAGACAGUUUUAUUUUACUCUUCACCCUCCAACCUGUCUGCCGUAACAGCCCGUCUUAGCAGAAUCAAGCUAAGACCGCCAUUACUCAUUGGGAUCUGGCCACUAAAUAAAUUGUUUUAUGCAAAA
Molecule: messenger RNA, 2915 nt
Organism: Mesocricetus auratus (golden hamster)
Lineage: Eukaryota; Metazoa; Chordata; Mammalia; Rodentia; Cricetidae
Gene: Tmem150c
Product: transmembrane protein 150C
Exons: 8
Coding region: 297-1046 (249 amino acids)
Source: RefSeq, a predicted model, not a curated record